AUGGGUAAACAGAUGGUAGGGUGCAUGAUGGGAAAGAUAAAGCAGAUACAACUCAGGGGAGAAUGUGGGGGGCCUGCCUUCAGGGGAGAAUGUGGGGGCCUGCCUUCAGGGGAGAAUGUGGGGCCUGCCUUCAGGGGAGAAUGUGGGGGCCUGCCUUCAGGGGAGAAUGUGGGGCCUGCCUUCAGGGGAGAAUGUGGGGGCCUGCCUUCAGGGGAGAAUGUGGGGCCUGCCUUCAGGGGAGAAUGUGGGGGCCUGCCUUCAGGGGAGAAUGUGGGGCCUGCCUUCAGGGGAGAAUGUGGGGGCCUGCCUUCAGGGGAGAAUGUGGGGCCUGCCUUCAGGGGAGAAUGUGGGGGCCUGCCUUCAGGGGAGAAUGUGGGGCCUGCCUUCAGGGGAGAAUGUGGGGGCCUGGCUUCAGGGGAGAAUGUGGGGGCCCUGCCUUCAGGGGAGAAUACUAAGGACAUAGGAGAGACUAGCAUGCUGAAAAGACCUGGGCCCUUGCCUUUGCAGCACACAGCCCACUAUGAUGCAUUUGACUGCCCCUCAGAGUUCCAGCGCACACAGGAGCUCUUUCCAAAUUGGCGCUUGCCAAUGAAAAUAGCUGCUAUAGUAUCAUCUCUGACUUUCCUGUACACUCUCCUGAGGGAAAUCAUUUUCCCUUUAGUAACUUCCCAUCAAUUGUAUUUUUAUAAAAUUCCAAUUCUGGUCAUCAACAAAGUCUUGCCAAUGGUCUCCAUUACCCUCUUGGCACUGGUGUAUUUGCCAGGAGUGAUCGCAGCAGUUGUACAGCUUCAGAAUGGAACCAAGUAUAAGAAAUUCCCACCGUGGUUAGACAGGUGGAUGCUGACAAGGAAGCAGUUUGGGCUCCUCAGUUUCUUUUUUGCUGUGCUACAUGCAGUUUAUAGUCUGUCUUAUCCAAUGAGGCGAUCCUACAGAUACAAGUUGCUAAACUGGGCAUACCAACAGGUAGGAUGAUGAUAUGUAAACUAAAAGGUCUAAGCC
Molecule: messenger RNA, 999 nt
Organism: Nannospalax galili (Upper Galilee mountains blind mole rat)
Lineage: Eukaryota; Metazoa; Chordata; Mammalia; Rodentia; Spalacidae
Product: metalloreductase STEAP1-like
Exons: 3
Coding region: 1-972 (323 amino acids)
Cellular component (GO): plasma membrane; endosome
Source: RefSeq, a predicted model, not a curated record